This is a messenger RNA of Dermatophagoides farinae (American house dust mite), 1651 nucleotides long. The record is from RefSeq and is a predicted model, not a curated record. NCBI's taxonomy places the organism in Eukaryota, Metazoa, Arthropoda, Arachnida, Sarcoptiformes, Pyroglyphidae.
CUCAUGACAACAUAUUUUGAAAUUUUGUUUUUUUGUUUUACUAUUUUUUUUUUUUUUACAAAUGCAAAAUAUGAAUCGAAAACAGAAAACUUUGUGUGGAAUUGAAAACUAAUUAAUUGAUUUAAUGAUUACACAACACUUUGAACAUGUUCACAUUGGAUCCAUGAAAAAAGGUACAUAACAAAAAACAAGUCUUUUAGUUUCCAAAUGGCUGUGUGCCAUGAAACACACAAGUUUUUUUUUUACUCCUUGAAAAUUCAUCGAGAAUAAUCAUCGAAUAAUAAAUUACAAAAAUUUAAAAAUAAAUGACAAUUUUAAUUGUAUUGUGAUCGAUGAAUCAAUUAAUCGAGUGAUUAAUAGAACCCAACAAUAUGCUUUUCAUCGUUUCUUUUAGUACAGGCAAAUAUAUAUUAUAUCAAUUUAUUUUCAUAAUAAAAAUCACCAAGGACAACACUUCUUUGGAAUUUUUGUCAAGUUUUUGUGACUGUGUGUUGUGUUGAAUAUGAAUCAAACUUUUAUAACAUAACAUUUAUUUUGUGGUUGGCAACCUAUAACAAAACAACAUGAAUGUCAAAUUAUUCCGACGAUCCGAUCAGAAAGCAGAAAUUAAAUUUUUCUUCCGCCAUGGUUUUGAAAUAAUUAAAUUUUAUAAUUUACGAAUCAAUUAUGAUCUGUUUGAUUAUCAACAACGAAAAAUUUCAUGGACAUAUUCAACGAUCAAACCAGCCAUUUGGAUCACAUUGAAUGGAUGGAUUUCCAUCGUUUAUCUUUCCUGUUUGAUUAUUUGGCCACACAAUGAUUACGUGAUGAGUAUAGAUACAUUCGACAAAAUUAUCGGAUCCCAGAGAAACGAUUUCAUAGUAAUCGAAAUGAUCAUUGUAUUUAUUCUACAUGACUAUUUAUGGUAUCAUUUUUUGCUCGAGGUUAUACACUACAAAUCAUCGAUGAAUGAUUUUUUCAUCAAUAACUGGCAAUAUGACGAUCAACAAUUGGCACCGCAACACCGAAAUUAUCUAAUUCAAUUCUUUCGAAACUCACAGUUUAUGGCAGACAUUUCUCUUCGAUGUUUUAUCAUUGGAUUGUUGGCUAUUCAAUUCAUUUUCAGCUAUUUUUUUGAUCUCUUUGAAUGCCAUCAGAUUAAUUUGACUCAAUUGAUAUUGUCAUCAACAUUGUUUUUCUCAUACAUUAUUCAAUGCAUCUAUUUGAUUAGCGAUGCAUUCAUGUCCAUAAGUUUCACUGUAUUUAUCAUGGAAUUCUUUAUUGUCCGGCUUAAACAAUUAUCCAGCAAAUCGGCUUUAUUAUUACAAAAUCCACGAAAAUUGUUUUGGUAUAAAUUUCAUUUCGAAUAUGUAGCUCUUUACAGCGAAACAGCCAAAAUCAAUUCAACAGCGCGAAGUAUUUUAUUCUUUAUUGAAUUAUUGUCCAAAUCUUCUGUGGUAAUUUGUUUAUUAUUCAUUUCAACAAACCAAGAUGAAUGCACAGAAUACAAUUGUCGCAUUGGCAUUCAUGUCAACAUUUUCUCUAGUGAACAUCCUCUAUUUCCGUGUAGCUCAUAUGCCAUCAUAUAAUCGAAUUUGUUGGCAAUCGAUUCAUCGUUGGAUUGCUCGAUCACAAUGGUUGAGAAUGCAACGGAAUAAAAUCCAAAAUAGAU